CCACGCCGGCUGGGCUGGAACUCCAGGAUUUAAUGUCUACCCUCAUAAUUGAGUGAGAACUAGAUUUCAGCCAGAGAUGAUUACAAGUAAAGAUGUGAUACUUUUUCUCAGUCAGGUUCACAGACACCAAGUUCAGAACUUCUGCACCAGAACUCGCCUUGCCCUCAGCCCAUCCGUUAGUAGGAAUAUGUGUGUGCCCUGUUUUCCUUCCUAAAAUGAUUGUACUGAUGACAUUGGGGAGGAGAAAAUAACAGUUCAAAUAAGGGAAGUCAGAACUUAGCAGGCUGGGGUCGCAGAGGGUGAGGGUGAGGGAAGCUGCAGGCGCCACAUGGGGGCACUGUCUUAGACCAUUGGGACAGGCCACACACAGCUGUGAUAAGUUAGCCUUCUAUUUUGUACAAGCUGUUUAAGAAGACACUUAGGGAGGAAGAUCAUCCUCUGCCCUUCAAGUUCUGGCUGGAGUAAUAAUCAGAUUAACAGAAGACAGGUUAGUAGGAGAAAAGCAAAUUAAAGUUUAGUGACAUACUUUGGAGAGACCCAGGAACACUAGUAACUCGCCAAAAUGGCGGGAGCCAUCAUCUUCAGUACCAUCUUCAGCUAGUGACAAAAGAUGGCAUUGGGGGUGGAGAGUCUGUUACGGGAGGUUCCCAGGCAAAGCACAGAAAACCAGCCUAAGGUUUUUCUGCAGCUUUAAGUCCCUGCCUUCUCUGACAGUGAAAGCAGGACAGGUACGGUGAGGGAACCCCGUUACAGAUGGAGGUUGCCCUUACAAAUGUAAUUGAGUUUUACAGAGGGUAACUUCUGGGUUUUCAGAGCUUCUCCCAGGUCUGCUGUUUCUUAAAAUUAACUAGCCUAAAAUAAUCAAUAUGCCAAAGUGGGAUCCCAAACUCUAUUCUCCUUCAAUAUAGGACAUGGAAAUACAGUGUAGAAAAACAUUUGAACUGGAAAUCUUUAGAAUAAACAUUCAAGGGAUGAUUGGCAUUUGGUGGAAGGCCUGGUUGCAAAGGUUGUCAAGUGAGGCUACUGCAUCUGCCACGUUGUCCUGCCCACCAGAGUGUGUGCAGAGCACCGCCAGCCACCAGGUGCCCUUGUGUUGGUGUUUUGCCCCUCUGCCAGUCUGUUCAUUUUCUGGGAAGUUCACUCAGAGGGUCACAUACUUUCACAGCAAAUGUGCUUUCUGACAAGGUGGCUUCAAGCUCCCAUCCCAGGGACCUAGGAAGGAGACAACGUACCUUUCUUACUCUAUGUAGGAUUCCUUGGGAGAAGGUUCAACAGUUUUUUCAAAAUCUUGAAAAGGGUUGAGAGACUGAGGGCCUGUGAGCUAGUGAACAUUUUGGAUACAUUUUGUUGUAUUUCUCUAAGUGAUAGGAUUUAGUUAUCCUGACAGGUCCAGCUAUCAGGCCCUGCCUUCCCUUUCUUAGAGUAAGCUGCUCAUUGUGGAUUGAUGGUGCUCCUGUCUUGGGAAAUUUUUCUGCUCAGGAUGAUGCCAUCACCAUAAGGCAGGCAUCUUUGGCACGCCUCUAGCCCAGUAAAGCCAUGUGAGGUGAGGCUAUGGGCAUGUUUACUGGAAAUGCUGCUUUUCUUGUUUGCCACCUGUGGCUGACACAGAAUGACUGGCUAUUUAGUCAGGUCUCAGGAUGGCAGGGAGCAGGCUGACUUCCAGUCCAGGAGUCUGUGGUCCAACAAGGUUAAGGAAAAUCGAAUCUAGCGGGAUUGCAGGGAUCACCAUAGUGCUGGGCCUGGGGCCAAUUUUGGGUCCUGGCAGAGUCUGGCUGCCCACAUGGGGUCUUGGCCCUCCCUCUCUGUUGGACUCUCCACUGUCUGCUCCUGCACACUGUCAAUUGCAUGUUCUCCACCCCCCUUUCAGCUUGGGCCCAGCUCUGCCAUCUCAUCCUCUUUCUCUUUCCCUCCAUCCCACCUAGGAGCUGCCUGGUCCUGUCCCCAGGAACAGAUGGACUCCUGCCAUCUACACAGCUGCCCCCUUUCAGCAGGGUCUGCAGUGGGGUUGGGUCACUCAGAAGGGACUGUGGAUUGAUAGGUACUGUGAUUGCAGUUUCCAAAAACAGCUUAUUAUUUUUUGCAAAAAUAAUGCCUCAAUGAAACCUUGCUAAUCUUUCAAUACGUGUUAUAUUUUGUCUAAGACAUGUUAUCAAGAUUUGUACUUUUUGCAUCAAAAAAUUAGGAAUUUAAUUUUGUAUUCUUCUAAAUUCAGUUAUGUGUUUAUGUAUACUUUUUUAAAAACUUUUAUUUCAGCAGAAUUUCCUGCAGCAUAAGUGGAAAUACCUCUGCAAUUCUCUAGAGCAGCAGUAAACCAUGGCACUGUUGACAUUUGGCACUAGAAAUGUCUGUGUGGAGGAGGCUGUUCCAUGCAUUAUACCAUUUGCUUUUGACUCAAGAUGAUUUGAUGUCUUAUAAUAAGCUUAUUAACCAUGAUGGCUACACAGACAUUAAGCAUAGACAGUUAUCAAGAUGGGCAACAAAUGCAAGUAGUAACAGAGUUGAAAACAGAGCAAGAUCCCAACUGCUCUGAACCAGAUGUGGAAGAAGUGAGCCCUCCCCCUAUGGGGUCCCAGACACCGAUGGAUGCAGACAAGCAGGCCAUUUAUAGGCAUCCACUGUUUCCAUUAUUAGCUUUGUUGUUUGAAAAAUGUGAGCAAUCCACGCAGGGCUCAGAAGGUACAACUUCUGCCAGUUUUGAUGUGGACAUUGAAAAUUUUGUAAGGAAGCAAGAGAAGGAAGGAAAACCCUUCUUUUGUGAAGAUCCAGAAACUGACAAUUUAAUGGUAAAAGCAAUCCAGGUUUUGCGUAUUCAUCUUCUUGAGCUGGAAAAGGUUAAUGAACUCUGCAAAGAUUUCUGCAGUCGAUAUAUUGCUUGUCUAAAAACGAAAAUGAACAGUGAAACUCUCCUGAGUGGAGAACCUGGAAGCCCGUACUCUCCUGUCCAGUCCCAGCAGAUUCAAAGUGCCAUCACAGGCACUCUCAGCCCCCAAGGAAUUGUGGUGCCUGCAUCCGCGCUGCAACAGGGUAAUGUAACUAUGGCAACAGUGGCAGGUGGCACAGUUUAUCAGCCUGUUACAGUCGUCACUCCUCAAGGCCAAGUAGUGACACAGGCGUUGUCCCCUGGGACAAUCAGGAUCCAGAACUCCCAGCUUCAGUUACAGUUAAACCAGGAUUUGAGUAUCUUGCAUCAAGACGAUGGCUCAUCCAAGAACAAGAGGGGCGUUCUGCCAAAGCACGCCACCAGUGUGAUGCGGUCCUGGCUCUUUCAGCACAUAGGGCAUCCCUACCCCACAGAAGAUGAGAAAAAACAGAUUGCUGCCCAGACAAAUCUGACACUGCUCCAAGUGAACAACUGGUUCAUCAAUGCUAGAAGACGAAUUCUUCAGCCGAUGUUGGAUUCUAGUUGUUCAGAAACUCCAAAAACAAAGAAGAAAACUGCUCAGAACAGACCAGUUCAGAGGUUUUGGCCCGACUCCAUUGCAUCCGGAGCCACACAGCCACCACCCAAUGAGCUCGCCAUGUCAGAAGGAGCUGUUGUGACGAUCACCACGCCCGUGAGCAUGAAUGUGGACAGCCUCCAGUCCCUGUCCUCAGACGGUGCCACCCUGGCUGUGCAGCAGGUCAUGAUGGCGGAGCAGAGUGAGGACGAGUCCGUGGACAGCCCAGGGGCUGGCGGGGCCGCACUCACCCCCACCCACAUCAGUGGGCUGGUUCUGGAGAACAGCGACUCCCUGCAAAACCAUGGCCCUGAGGCAGCAGAUGUUAGCCGAGGCUGCACACACCGCGUCGGUUUGGAUGCGGCAUGUCAGGGUUCGCAUUGGCCUGGAUUCAGCUUAUGUGCCAGUGACAAGGCGCGCGCCUCUGCAGCUGAAGUGGUGUUCUUAGCCCUAAGCUCUUGUCACUGCCUGCAGGGGGCUAGGGCAAAGGUAAUUUAGAGAGAGUGUUGGCAUGGAUAGGCACAGCCUGAGGUUUUUCUAACAUCUUCCCUUAUUAACACCUGACAUGGCUGUUUGGGUCGUAAAACCACUGCCCAGUAUGCUUGUUGUCAUUUUCCACCUUAUCGACACCCGUUUUCCAGACAUUGGAGAGAACCUGUAAAAAUACCUUUUCCAUUGAAUUUUUACUGUAAACAAACAGAUCCUUUGUUGUUCAAUUCUUUCCUUGUGAAGGAUGCUUUUGAAUGUUUUGAGACCCCAGGUAAGCAUGUUGUCCCUGCUGCUCAGCUGGAGCAGAUAGCUGGACCGGCUUUGCUGCACCCAAACAACUCCAGCUGAUGGACUAACCCAGCUUUCAACCUUUGGCUCCAGAUGGCAAGAUACGUUUCAGCAUUUAUUCCGUGUGCAAAGGAAUCAGUUCUGUGUCACCUCUCGGGUGACCCUACCCUGACCUGCGUGAAGAGUGCUGAGGCACUUUUUUUUUCAAACUUAGACAAACCCAGAAGGUGUGACAGGCCCAUUUUUGGCAGUUAGUGACAGAAAUGACUCAGCAAUCUUCCUUUGUUUUAAUUAUGUUUGGUCUAUGAACUGACAAUCUUUAAAACGUGAAUACUGUAACAAUAUGUUUUCUUGGAUUGUUGUCUUUAAAGGGGAUUUUUGUGAAGCAACUGAUUUAUCAAAGCAAAAAAAUUAAAAAUAGAAACACACUU
Myotis myotis is the source of this 4645-nucleotide messenger RNA. RefSeq names its product PBX/knotted 1 homeobox 1 (gene PKNOX1). Gene Ontology annotation, molecular function: DNA-binding transcription factor activity, RNA polymerase II-specific; RNA polymerase II cis-regulatory region sequence-specific DNA binding. Bases 2430 to 3935 code for a protein of 501 amino acids. The record is from RefSeq and is a predicted model, not a curated record. The transcript is spliced from 12 exons. NCBI's taxonomy places the organism in Eukaryota, Metazoa, Chordata, Mammalia, Chiroptera, Vespertilionidae. Gene Ontology annotation, biological process: angiogenesis; regulation of transcription by RNA polymerase II.